UGGCUCAUGGAUGUCCAGUUCAUCGGUACAGUGUUAUUUUGAGUUAUUUUCCUUAUUCAGUUAUAUUCAAUUACCGAAGUAGUAUUGAAAGCAGUUACUAGAGAUGAAAUUACUUUGAGAUCUUGACCACAAAUGAAAGGAGACUGUACCCUGCGUUAUAAAAUUUUCCUUAACCUUAAACGUAUUUUAUCCUGAGCAUUUGAGAAUGAUUAUUCUCAUUUAACAGUAAUUCAUUCUAUUUCCUUCGUUUCUAGGAAGGUUAAAGGUGAACAUUACGAUGUUUUCGACUUAACACAGUCUGUAAUUUUUAAGAUCAGUGUCCACUUCUGCGAUGAGAUCGAGGGCUCUUUUGAAAUGCUGUGCUCGAAGCUUUUCCACUGGUGCAGUUGUUCCUCGGGUAUGCAUUGUCGGUUCAGGCCCGGCUGGCUUUUAUGCUGCGCAGAAGUUAAUUAAGACUCUAAGCGACGUGGAAGUUGAUAUAUUGGAAAGGCUACCAGUACCAUUUGGUUUGGUACGUUUUGGAGUUGCACCGGAUCAUCCGGAAGUUAAAAAUGUGAUCAACACCUUUCAUAAAGUGGCAAAGGAUCGGCGUGUUCGAUUUAUAGGAAACGUUAAAGUUGGUCAAGAUGUGACAAUCAGGCAACUUAAGGAGAACUAUCACGCAGUCCUCCUGAGUUAUGGUGCCGAACAAGACAAGACUUUGGGAAUUCCUGGGGAGAAUCUGGGAAACGUAAUCUCUGCACGGCGUUUCGUGGGUUGGUAUAAUGGAGUACCGUCUGACCGAGAGCUUAAAGUCAAUUUGGAUGUCGAGGAAGUCGCAAUUUUAGGACAAGGGAAUGUGGCCAUCGAUGUGGCUAGGAUCCUGGCGGCACCGAUAGAUAGAAUAAAGAAGACUGACAUCACGGCGUACGCUCUAGAAGAAUUAUCCCGUAGCAAAGUUCGAAAAAUCUGGAUAAUUGGCCGAAGAGGACCGCUGCAAGUAGCCUUCACGAUCGCCGAGCUGCGAGAGCUGAUAAACCUCGAGAAGUGCAAAAUGUUGUGGCGCACGAGUGAUUUCACAGGGGUAAGAGAAAUUGUCCCUAAUCUAGCGAGGCCAAGAAAACGGUUAACCGAACUCAUGUUGAAUUCAUUGGACGAAAGUUCGGCUAACUCGUCGAAUGGACACGAUAAAGAGAUUCGUCCUGUAUUUCUGCGAAGCCCAGUUGAGUUCUUUGGAGUAGAUUCCGUGGAGGCAGUGAAGCUCUCCGUUAAUCGUUUGGAAGGUGACGAUGUACUGAAACAAGUGGCCAAGCCUACGGGGGAAUUCGAGGAAAUAUCCUGUGGACUCGCAUUUAGGAGCAUAGGUUACAAGUCCACAUUGAUAGACGAAGAUCUGCCAUUCGAUGCUAAGAGUGGUCGGGCGGUAAACGAUGCCGGGAAAGUCGGCGACAAUCUUUACACAGCCGGUUGGUUAGCCACCGGGCCCGUUGGAGUCAUUUUGACCACGAUGACGAACGCCUUCCAAGUGGCCCAGCGAAUUUGCAAAGAGCUCAAUACAGAGGAAAGCAGGCCUGGAUGGAACAAGAUUUCUGAAAUUCUUAACGAGAAAGGUGUGCGAACUGUGUCCUACGAGGACUGGGAAAAGAUUGAUAAGGUAGAGAUAGAGAGAGGGAAAAAAUUGGGAAAAGCGAGGGAGAAGAUAGUUGACGUCAAUGAAAUGCUGAAGAUCAUAGAUCAAUGACCGGAAGCAGUAAUGCUAGUUCUUAAAAUAAGUCAGGGAAUUUUUAUGCAUUUAUAUAAUGCAGUGGACUUCAGUGGGUUAACUUAACAUAAUAGGACGAAGUAAGUGCGAUCAACUAAGUAAUUCCUGCAUUACCAAAUGGUAGUUUGUAAUUACCAAUUCAUGGCAUGCAUGCUUCGGAACCAAUUGGAGAUGCAUUGUUAAAAUGAACUUAUAUAGGUUUUUUAAAUGCUCAAUAAAACCCGACAUGAAGGUCUGAGUGACUUUUGUGUUAUUUGGGUAAAAUAUUAUAUGUUUAAGGUGGAGUGAAACACGUCGAGAAAUUCGAUCGAUGUCGGUAAAAACGACUCUUCUAAAUAUCUACGUUAUUAACGUUCAUGUUUGAAUUGACAGCUGUGUCCAAAUAUAUUGGGUAUUGUACUAAAUAGCAUACUUCGUGUGUCAUUUCCGUACAAUAAUUAUAAAGAAAUCCACAAAUAUUUUUGCUCCGAUUUUUACUUGGCUUUAACUUUAAUCUCUUUUUCUAUUCCCCUAUAUUUGUUUUCAUCGCAAUAUAUUUCAAUGAUUCACGACACGCAUGAAUUAUUUAUCACUCUAUCCGCGUAUAAUGUUUGGUAGGCAAAUGGAGAGUCAUCGCAGAGAUUAAAAAUUUAUUUCCGGUACUAUAAUUUAUUCUCAUAGCUUAAUAAUAGUUGAAAUGAUAUAAUUAAUUAUUAAUAUUGGCAGCAGUCUACGGAUUUGCUAAUGAAGCAACGGAGUACAUUCAAUGCGAUUUCAUACAAAUUACGGUAAUCUGAGGCGCCUCUUUCUCGAUGCCCAACUUAAACAAGCAGUCGAUAAAGCGAGCUUUUUCACGUCGUGUAACAGGUCACAUUUCAAAUGCCUUUAUUCUCCAAGAUCGUAAUUAGAUUUGAGUACAAUAUAUUCUUCAUUAAUAUUUAUACGCAUAUUUUUGUAUAUAUAUAUAUUUAUAUAUUUAUAUGUAUGCACGCGCGCGUAUGUGUACAUUAUGCAAGAGAUCGCUCGAUGGCUGCUGUCCAGCCCACAGGAACAUAAAAGUCAUUUAAGAAUAUAAUUUUUGUUUUCAUAACGCAGCUAUCUACACAAACAUUAAGGAAUCGCGAUUUAAAUUAACCUUAACCCUAGGUCGUAGUAUAUAUUAUUUACAAAAAAGAGCGAAGGGACUCCCUUCCUUUCGCAAAAAUGCAGAUUGUCACGGUAUAUCAUAACUCGGCCUCAGUUUACAUCCGGUCCCGAAAGCUCAUUACUUUGUAAAAGUGGCUUCUUGCCGAGGGAGAUCUACGAUGAUCGAAUUGGGGAUUCCGAUGAAAUUUUCAUAUGUUCCGCAUUUAAUAAUGCAGUACAUGCAAUGCAUAUGGGAGGCUGUUUUGAUUAAUAGACCUUAGAUGAAUUUUUUCAUUUUGAAUCUAGAACCGCACCAUGUGCACCGACUUUCAAGGUUCAUCCAACAUCCAAUUUUGAGAUGUUCCACAUUGAAGAGUGCAGUACAUGCUACGCAUAUGGGAGGCUGUUUUGAUUAAUAGACCUUAGGUCUUGAAUUUUUUUCAUUUUGAAUCUAGAGCACGGUAUGUGCACUGACUUUCAAGGUUCAUCCAACAGGGUCGCUUGGCGAAACCACAAAGUAUCAGGCUUUGGGCCGCUAAUUUACUUAAAUGAAACGGAAUACGUGCCGAUUUUUUUUACGAAUACCUUCCGCAAAAUCCAUACAAAUUUCCGAGCCCGACACGUCUCGCCUUCGUAGCAAGAACAAAUGCGGAAACAUCACAUACGGUUUUACGUAGAGCUUCUCUACGGAAUACAUUUAUUCUCCACAAGGGAAGAACGUGGAGAUAGUCGAGUUACGCAUUAAUUAUGUAAAUGCCGUAGAAAAAAGAAAAAAGGAAAAUAACUCGCAAUUUGGGACGCGAUGCCGAGGCUCGUUCCUUAUGGCGACGAUGGGGAAAAUGGCUUAAAAAUUGAGCUCUAGUUAGAAACCUACACUGAGAACUCUCACUUUGCGAAAGUUUAGGCUCUUUCUGGAUUGUGUCGUCAUCGGUUGCCCGACCUCGUAAUAUAAUUAUAAUUUACGAAAGGGAUUUACCAGUUAAUAAGUGCAGCGUGAUGCUCCUCGCAAUGGAAUGACUCUAUCGCGAAAUCAAAUUCGAGAAAGGGUAAUCAAAGGUUCGGGCAUUUUGAAUGAUAGUCCAGGAAGCGGACCACCUAGAUAAUUAUUCAAGAGCACGGAGGUUUUCAAUGUCUGUCUCGAAUGUCAUUUUCGCGAUCAUCUUCCAACGUGGAGCAUGUUUUGGUAUGACUUUCAAUCAUGUGUUAUAAAAACGACAAUUCGGCGGCACAUAUACGCCUGAAACGGAUAACAUCCAGACCAAAAAGGGUACAUGACUUGGGUAACUACUUGAAGGAGUUUCAAUUCAUACUUUUCUUACUCACGAAGUUACCGAUGCAUUUUUAAUUACGAAUUAGUGUACAUCUGCAAUCGACCGGAACUCCGCUUCUUUUUUUUUUUAAUUAAAGUUUCUGAAAUGCUAAUGAAGCAUUGAGCACUUUGAAUUGAAAAAAAGAACUAAUUAAAGUACUUUUCUGAUAUACAUUCAAAGAACUUUAUACUUGAUCAACAUUAUCGGGAUAGCUGGCAAUUAAUUACGGGGAGACCUAUCGAGAACAGGCGUGCAAUAAUUAACGAUUGGAAAGCGCCGAUGAAUAUCCUUUUACAGAGAAUUAUAAAUAAAAUCAUUUCAAGCAGGUACCUAAGUCUGUACGUGACACAUCGACGUGUAAUGACGAAAAUACAUUUUCCUUUUGCUUUUUCUUAAAGUGAAGAACAAUAUCACCGUUCAACUGGACCUCU
Molecule: messenger RNA, 4586 nt
Organism: Orussus abietinus
Lineage: Eukaryota; Metazoa; Arthropoda; Insecta; Hymenoptera; Orussidae
Gene: dare
Product: NADPH:adrenodoxin oxidoreductase, mitochondrial
Exons: 6
Coding region: 332-1720 (462 amino acids)
Biological process (GO): ubiquinone biosynthetic process; 7-methylguanosine mRNA capping
Cellular component (GO): nucleus; cytoplasm; mitochondrion
Molecular function (GO): methyltransferase cap1 activity
Source: RefSeq, a predicted model, not a curated record